AUGCCCUUCAAAUACAGAAAUGUUCUCAUUAUCGGCGCCACCUCCGGCAUUGGAGAGGCACUGGCUGCGAAGCUUGUGCAGAAUGGCGUCCAUGUCACCAUUGCUGGACGCAGACAGGACAAACUCGAUGCGUUUGUUGAAAAAUAUGGAAGCGAGAAAGUCAACGCUAAGGUGUUUGAUGUCAUGCAACUUGACAAGAUUCCUCAAUUUGCGUCCGAAGUAGUGGCCGAAGACCCUAACUUGGACUGUGUUUUCGUCAACUCCGGCAUCCAGCGACCUUUUGACUUCUCUCGGCCCGAGACCGUCAAUCUGGACGUCUUGGACGAGGAGUUAAUCACCAACUACACAUCCGCUGUCCGUCUCGCCAAAGCAUUCAUCCCUCAUCUCCAAAACCGAGGCUCUGAAACCGCCAUCGCAUUCACUACCUCUCAGAUGGCCCUCGUUCCCAUGAUGCGCUGCCCGAACUAUGGUGCCUCCAAGGCUGCCUUGCACCACUUCAUUCUAGCUCUGCGCACCCAGUUGAAAGAUGGCCCCGGUAAUGUCAAUGUCAUUGAAAUUUACCCACCUGCCGUGCAAACGGAGUUGCACGAUUCCAAGCAUCAACCCGAUCUGAAGGACGGCCACCUGAUUGGCAUGCCUUUGCAACAGUUCGUUGAUGAAACGUGGACCAAGUUGUCGAGUGGCGAGGAUCAAAUUCCGGUCGGCUCCGCCAAGGAGGUCUUCGAUGCGUUUGAGAUCAAGAGACAAGAGGCUUACCAGUCCAUGACUGAAAUGCUUUCUGGACUGCUGAAGCAGUUCUUGCGGUAG
Messenger RNA from Penicillium maclennaniae, 807 nucleotides. RefSeq names its product putative short-chain dehydrogenase/oxidoreductase. Bases 1 to 807 code for a protein of 268 amino acids. Gene Ontology annotation, molecular function: oxidoreductase activity. Lineage: Eukaryota; Fungi; Ascomycota; Eurotiomycetes; Eurotiales; Aspergillaceae. The record is from RefSeq and is a predicted model, not a curated record. The transcript has 2 exons.